GACUUUCUUUGGCGGGAGUGCAGAUAUCCAAAACGUUGUUAUUGUUAGAAUGUUCAAUAUCUUUUAAGUUAUAUCACCUGUCUGCAUAUUAAUGUCUUUCACGCACCAGCUAUGCGUUCAACCACCAUGGGCUACUGGAGGAUGCUCACCCUGGGGGCAGAGUACGUGGACACCUGGGCUGUGUCACCUGAAAGCAGUGGGCUCCCAGGCCAACAGGUAGAGAAGGAGCAGGGUCCCCUGGAGGAGACAGACACCACAGGCGCUGACGGCACGGAGGAGGCAUCAUGUGGAGCCAGCACCUUGCAUAAGUAUGACACGGUUUUACACCUGGACGAGGUGGAGGGACCGGAAAGGAGAGAUGGUGUGCGUCACAUCACCAUGAAGCAUGAGACCCUGAACAGCACAGCACGUUUUUGGCCUGGAGGGAUGGCUCGCUUCGCAGAAGAUCUACCCACCCGCUAUGGAGGAGGCGCAGGCGGCGGAGGGAGAGGCGGACCGGGCGCCGGGAGAGGGGGAGCCCGGGGUGGCGGCGCUCCGGGUGGCCAGCGGGUGUACAAGCAGUCGAUGGCCCAGAGAGCCCGGACAAUGGCCAUUUACAACCCGAACCCUGUCAAACAAAACUGCUUCACUGUCAACCGCUCCCUCUUCAUCUUCCGCGAGGACAAUGUCAUCAGGAAGUACGCAAAGCGAAUAACCGAGUGGCCUCCAUUUGAGUACAUGAUCCUUGCUACAAUUAUUGCCAACUGCAUCGUCUUGGCCCUGGAGCAGCACCUACCGGCCGAUGACAAGACGCCCAUGUCAGAACGUCUGGACGACACAGAGCCCUACUUUAUUGGAAUAUUCUGUUUCGAGGCUGCCAUUAAGAUCAUCGCCCUGGGCUUUGCAUUUCACAAAGGCUCCUACCUCCGCAACGGCUGGAAUGUAAUGGACUUCGUGGUCGUCCUCACAGGAAUCCUGGCCAAGGUGGGUUCGGAGUUUGACCUGCGAACACUGCGGGCGGUGAGAGUGCUGAGGCCUCUAAAACUUGUGUCAGGAAUCCCCAGUCUCCAGGUGGUGUUGAAGUCCAUAAUGAAAGCCAUGGUUCCUCUGCUUCAGAUUGGCCUGCUGCUCUUCUUCGCCAUUGUCAUGUUUGCCAUCAUCGGAGUGGAGUUCUACAUGGGCAAAUUCCACAGCACCUGCUUCAAGAUGGACACUGGUGAGAAAGCAGAGGACUGGCCUUGUGGUCAGGAGCUCCCAGCCAGGACGUGUCCCAAUGGCACCGUAUGCAGAGAGUACUGGACUGGACCCAACUUUGGUAUUACCAAUUUUGACAACAUCCUGUUUGCGGUGCUUACUGUGUUCCAGUGCAUCACCAUGGAGGGCUGGGUGGAGAUCCUCUACAAUACCAAUGAUGUAGCAGGGAACACCUGGAACUGGCUCUACUUCAUUCCGCUCAUCAUCAUCGGCUCCUUCUUCAUGCUCAACCUGGUGCUGGGUGUCCUAUCUGGAGAAUUUGCCAAGGAGAGAGAGCGUGUAGAGAAGAGACAGGAGUUCCUGAAGCUUCGGAGGCAGCAGCAGAUAGAGAGAGAGCUCACCGGAUACUUGGAGUGGAUCUGCAAAGCAGAGGAGGUGUUGCUGGAGGAGGAGGAUGAGAUUGCAGAGGAGAAGUCCCCGCUGGAUGGUGCGUGGUACAAGAGGAAACAAAACCUUCCAGUCUUGAAAAGAAGCAAAGCCAAGAAAGGUAAAAAUGACCUGAUCAGUGCAGAGGAGGGGGAGGAUCCUUUCGCAGACAUCUCCUCUGUUGCUCCUCCGGGCUCUCCCUUUGGUCGGGCCAGUGUGAAAAGCAGCAAUAAGUUGGACAGCUCCUCCUACUUCCGGCGUAAAGAGAAGAGGACACGAUUCUUCAUCCGCCGCAUGGUGAAAGCUCAGAGCUUCUACUGGAUCGUUCUGUGUUUGGUGGGCCUCAACACUCUGUGUGUGGCCAUAGUUCACUACGACCAGCCCGAUUGGCUUACAAAGGCCCUCUACACAGCAGAGUUUGUGUUUCUGGGUUUGUUUCUGACUGAGAUGACCUUGAAGAUGUACGGCCUCGGAGCAAGGAAUUAUUUCCAUUCCUCGUUCAACUGCUUUGACUUUGGGGUGAUUGUGGGAAGUAUUUGUGAGGUGAUCUGGGACAUGAUUAAACCAGGAGCAUCGUUUGGUAUCAGUGUGUUGAGAGCCCUGCGACUGCUCAGGAUAUUCAAAGUCACCAAAUAUUGGAACUCGUUGAGGAACCUAGUGGUCUCGCUCCUCAAUUCCAUGAAGUCCAUCAUCAGCUUGCUCUUCCUCCUCUUCCUCUUCAUCGUGGUCUUCGCUCUGCUUGGCAUGCAGCUCUUCGGAGGACACUUUAACUUUGACCAUCAAACGCCAACAACAAACUUUGAUACCUUCCCAGCAGCCAUCCUCACGGUGUUCCAGAUUCUGACGGGUGAGGACUGGAAUGCUGUCAUGUACCAUGGGAUUGAAUCUCAAGGAGGUGUUCGCCGCGGCAUGCCCUUCUCCAUCUACUUCAUCGUCCUCACACUCUUUGGAAACUACACCCUCCUAAAUGUCUUCUUGGCUAUCGCUGUCGAUAACCUCGCAAAUGCACAGGAGUUGACUAAGGAUGAAGAGGAGCAGGAGGAGGCAGCCAAUAAGAAGCUUGCCCUGCAGAAGGCUUUGGAGGUGAAGGAAGUCAGUCCAAUGUCAGCAGCCAACAUCUCAAUUGCUGCUUUUGUAAAGCAAAAUCGAGAUGCACUCUCUCGCAGGUCGUCCAUCAACAGCAUUCAGUCACUUAAGGAGCAACAGCGGUCAUCAAAGGCCAUGUCAGUGUGGGAGCAGAGGACCAACCAGUUAAGGAGACACAACAUGAGGGCGAGCAGCGAGGCUUUGUUCAAUGAACUCGAUCCAGAAGAGCGCCUCCGCGUGUCCUCUGCCCUCCACCUGCAUCCUGACAUGAAGACUCACCUGGACCGGCCACUUGUAGUGGAGGCCAGGGACGGUGACAAACCCAGUAGGCCUGCUGAAGGAGGACGAGAGGAGGCAGGGGAUCCCCAGCAGGAUGGGGACAAUUUCCACCCGCAGUCCAGGAAGCAUCACCGGCACCGCGACAAGAAUGGGGAGAGUAGGGAUGGAGGCGAGGGCCGGGGAGGGCGGCACCACACUCAUGGCAGCCGGAGCAGAGAGCACAAUACAGAUGGUGCUCAGACAAAGGAGAGGAGAGGGGACAGGAGCCACAGCCGUGAUGGAGGGCAGGGUCACAGACACCACCAUCAUACUGGUUCUCCUGAGGACGAGGCCAAUGAUGUGCGAGGACGAGGAGAGGAAAGGGGGCAUCGCCAUCAUCACUCCCACCGUGCUCAAAAAGAGGAAAAUGGGAUGAUAGCAAAUGGUGCACAGGGAGAACGCAAGGGGAAGGGAGGAGGAGGAAUGGACAGUAAUGGAGAGAGGAAGGGACGCUGCUCACGUAUGGUCAGAGCUCAGUCAACACUGGAUGGAGACGACUGCAAGAGAAACAAGAAUGGAACCAAAGGUCACUGGGAGAGGCAGCCAGAUGCUGAGGUGGAUGGCCUUGCCUCCAGUCCUCUGCAGGCAAUGCAGAGUAGCCUGAGUCUUGGAGAAAAGCAAGAGGAUGCUGACAACCAGAAAAACUCCACCAGGGCCAGCCAGGCCGGCCUCAACAGCAAUGCUAUCCACAUCCCUGUCACCAUCACCGCCCCGCCUGGAGAAACCACCAUCAUACCCAUGAACAACAUUGACAACUUCCAGCUCAAUGAGGAGAAGAAAGAUCUGGAGGAGGCGGCGGCCGCUAAUGGGCCUCGACAGAUCCUUCCCUACAGCUCCAUGUUCAUCUUUGGGCAAACAAACCCGGUGCGGCGGCUGUGUCAUUACGUGGUCAACCUACGUUACUUUGAGAUGUGCAUCCUGAUGGUCAUUACCAUGAGCAGCAUCGCACUGGCAGCUGAGGACCCCGUUCAAGCCAACGCACCACGCAACAACGUUCUUAAAUAUCUGGAUUACGUCUUUACUGGAGUCUUCACUUUUGAGAUGGUGAUUAAGAUGAUCGACUUGGGACUGCUCCUCCAUCCUGGUUCUUAUUUUCGUGACCUGUGGAACAUUCUGGACUUCAUUGUGGUCAGCGGUGCUCUGGUUGCCUUUGCCUGCUCGAGCCUUAUGGGAUCGCAACAAAGCGUGGCCAGAGGGACGAAAGGCAAGGACAUCAACACCAUCAAGUCCUUGAGGGUUCUUCGAGUCCUGCGGCCACUCAAGACCAUUAAACGGCUGCCCAAGCUGAAGGCGGUGUUCGACUGUGUCGUAAACUCUCUGAAGAAUGUUCUUAACAUCCUCAUCGUCUACAUCCUCUUCAUGUUCAUCUUCGCUGUUAUCGCUGUGCAGCUAUUUAAGGGCAAAUUCUUCUACUGCACUGACGAGUCCAAGGGCCUGGAGAAAGACUGCAGGGGUCAUUUUCUGGACUAUGGCAGAGAUGACGUAGCAGCUCAGCCCAGAGAGUGGAAGAAAUAUGAGUUCCACUACGACAACGUCCUCUGGGCCUUUCUAACGCUCUUUACUGUCUCCACCGGAGAGGGCUGGCCAGUGGUCCUGAAGCAUUCUGUGGAUGCCACUUAUGAGGACAGAGGCCCCAACCCAGGCUUCCGCAUGGAGACAUCCAUCUUUUAUGUGGUCUACUUUGUGGUGUUCCCCUUCUUCUUUGUCAACAUAUUCGUGGCUUUGAUCAUCAUUACCUUCCAGGAGCAGGGAGACAAGGCCAUGUCAGAGUGUAGCCUGGAGAAAAAUGAGAGGGCUUGUAUCGACUUUGCAAUCAACGCCAAGCCACUGACAAGAUACAUGCCAGAGAACAAGCAGUCCUUCCAGUACAAGAUGUGGAAAUUUGUGGUGUCGCCUCCUUUCGAGUACGCCAUCAUGACCUUAAUCGCCCUAAACACAGUUGUGCUGAUGAUGAAGUUCUACGACGCUCCAGUGCUGUACGAGUCCAUGCUGAAAUACUUAAACAUCGUUUUCACAGCCCUCUUCACGCUCGAGUGCGUCCUCAAGAUUAUUGCCUUCGGUCCACUGAAUUACCUGAAAGCAGCCUGGAACGUGUUUGACUUUGUGACUGUGCUUGGGAGCAUCACAGACAUCUUGGUCACAGAGAUUAAGACGGACAAGAUGAUCAACUUGAGUUUCCUGAGGCUGUUCAGAGCAGCUCGUCUCAUCAAGCUGCUGCGGCAGGGCUACACCAUCCGCAUCCUGCUAUGGACCUUUGUUCAGUCCUUCAAGGCUCUGCCGUAUGUCUGCCUACUCAUUGCCAUGCUGUUCUUCAUCUAUGCCAUCAUUGGAAUGCAGGUGUUUGGAAACAUCGAGCUGAAUGAAGACACCGAAAUAAAUCACCACAACAACUUUCAGACCUUUUUCCAGGCCUUGACCCUUCUCUUCAGGAGUGCGACAGGCGAAUCAUGGCAUGAGAUCAUGUUAGGGUGUCUCAGCAACCGGCCGUGUGAUAAGCUCUCAGGAACCGUGGGGAAGGAGUGUGGAAGUGACUUUGCCUACUUCUACUUUGUUUCCUUCAUCUUCCUCUGCUCCUUCCUGAUGUUGAAUCUUUUUGUCGCUGUCAUCAUGGACAACUUUGAGUAUUUGACCAGGGACGCCUCCAUCCUGGGGCCUCAUCACCUUGAUGAAUUCAUCCGUGUGUGGGCGGAGUAUGACCCUGCUGCCUGCGGGAGGAUAUGCUAUCAGGAUAUGUACAAAUUGUUGCGUUUUAUCUCACCUCCCCUGGGCUUGGGGAAGAAGUGCCCUAACAGGGUGGCUUAUAAGCGAUUGGUGAAGAUGAACAUGCCCAUUGCAGACGACAACACAGUGCACUUCACCUCCACGCUGAUGGCCUUGAUUCGCACAGCCCUGGAGAUCAAACUGGCAUCUGGGGUCCUGGCGCAGCAUUUGUGCGAUGUUGACCUGAAGAGGGAGAUAAACCGAGUCUGGCCCAACCUGUCGCAGAAGACUGUCAACCUGCUGGUGACGCCACCUAAAUACAAUGAGUUGACUGUGGGGAAAGUCUACGCAGCUCUAAUGAUCUUUGACUACUAUAAGCAAAAUCGUGCCAAGAGACUCCAGCAGCAGCAGUCUUCAGGGGGACCUCAGAGUAAACUGUCGGCGUUAUUCCGUCCUGUGUUGCCCCUCACUCACAUACUGGAAGUAGAACCACCGUUCCCCAGUCCCAAACAGCCCCUCCCACCCAAGCCUGGGCCAGAGCCAAAGCCAGAGGCACCACCCACCACCAUCACCACCACUGCCACUACUGCCACCUCGGUUAACAGGGAUACAAUACUAAACCAUAGAAGUGCCAUAAAACAUUCCCAGUCCGGAGAUGUUUCUCAGGCAGCACAGAGGCCUAAAGGCCGAAGAAAACUACAGAGGGGCCAGUCAGAGGAUGUGCCAUAUUCCACCAGACCUCAGGAACUGGUUGAACUGAAGCAGGUGGAGAACAUUUCAGACACAGAAGGAUAUCCAAGCCAGGAAGGCCACUGCAGAGCAGCUUCUCUGCCCCGACUCAAUGCUGAGUAUUACCGGAGCCACCCUCGCCACGCCCCUGGGACCCACCUGGCACCAAUUGUCGACCUCAGUCCUAUAAAACGCUCAGCGUCCUCGUUGACACAGCAGCACCACCAGGAGGCCGGCCUGAGGGAGUACAACCUGGAACGGCCCAACUUGGCCCAGUCCUCAACAGGGCCAGGGCAAGUCCAGGGCCAGGACAGAGCCCACCACCAUCACCACCACCACCGCUGCCAUCGACGCAGGGACAAGGACAAAGACAAGAAGCAGAAGUCCUUGGAUAGAGCUACAUCAGUGCAACCGUCCAGCACUGUUGGUUCCUUUACCGACCCUUCAGCUGAAGGCAUGUCCAGAGAACGAGCGAGGGAGCGGGACCGCAGCCGGCCUCAUGAGAGAAGGCACCACUCCUCAGCAGGAGAGAAGCAGCGCUACUACUCUUGCGAGCGCUACGGCAGCAGGGAGCAGUGUCACACCAAGUCAGCUGGUCCCAGUCGAUCCACAUCCCCCGGAGAGGGACAGGAUGCUGGUUUGCUUAAACAGCACGGUAGCAGUGUGGUUAAAGGUGGCCUUGUAAUGCUCCCCUCUGGUUCGAGUACUCCGGGCCGCAGUCGCAGGCAGCUCCCUCAGACGCCCCUCACUCCUCGUCCUGCUGUGGCCUAUAAAACUGCCAACUCCUCACCUCUCCCGUCCGGGGCCAGCACCACUAUGACAGGGCAUCAGACUCACUUCCGCCGUGGCCUUUCAGAGCAUGAUCGCUUAUUCGGGGGCCUCGACGAGUCCCCGAUGCCCAUCACCCGCAUUGGCUCGGACCCUAAUUUAAACCGGCAGUCACAGGUCACUUCUCAACAAGCCCUCCUUGAAGAUACAGAGGACUUCCAUGACACUGUAAGCAGCCAUGGAGAGGGACUCUCUGCCAGAACCACUGCCUCCUCUACAGCUUCAGCUUCACAUGGAACUGCUGCUGCACCCGUCUCAGUGCCCGCCACACACAGCCGGGCAGGAGUGGUGCCUAAUGGGUACCACUUCACAGUCGGGGUCAACUCUGCGUCUGGGCCUGGGAGCCGAGACACAGGAAGACUCAGGGAGAGGGACGAAGAGGACUGGUGCUAACAUGGACGAAAGCUGAGGACGUUGUACAGCACUCAUGUCAGCUCCAAUGAGCUGACAGGAAGUUAACGGAUUAAUAGAGAAGGAAAGCUGUUAAGUAAAAAGCCAGUGAAAAGUGCUAUAAAAGGGGAUCAGAAAUCAUUCCAGCUUUGUCUUGUUACUCUCCUUUUUUAUACAAAAAACUGUUUAAGGGAAAAAAAAGACACCGAUGACUUUUUCUACUCCCUUUACUUGCACUGAAAUUAUAGCACAUGUGAAGACCCUUAAGUAUUUUGCCUUGGCCAGUAAAAUCAGUGUUGGAGCAGAAGACAAAAGCCAAAAGUGAAAUUAUGAACUGUGUUUCAGACAGAUCUGAAUGCCUCAUUCCUGGUAUUUUUAUGACUGCUCGCAACACUGUUUUUAUUUUUGUAUGUUUCAUUUUGUUUAUGUUUGCCAUGUAGGUGAGAGAAGAGUUUCAACUUGAUCAUA
Larimichthys crocea (large yellow croaker) is the source of this 8118-nucleotide messenger RNA. RefSeq names its product calcium channel, voltage-dependent, N type, alpha 1B subunit, b (gene cacna1bb). Gene Ontology annotation, biological process: calcium ion import across plasma membrane; chemical synaptic transmission. Lineage: Eukaryota; Metazoa; Chordata; Actinopteri; Sciaenidae. The transcript is spliced from 52 exons. Gene Ontology annotation, cellular component: voltage-gated calcium channel complex; membrane; neuronal cell body. The record is from RefSeq and is a predicted model, not a curated record. Bases 112 to 7653 code for a protein of 2513 amino acids. Gene Ontology annotation, molecular function: high voltage-gated calcium channel activity.